Aplysia californica (California sea hare) is the source of this 3085-nucleotide messenger RNA. Its product is annotated as breast cancer anti-estrogen resistance protein 3 homolog. The record is from RefSeq and is a predicted model, not a curated record. Gene Ontology annotation, biological process: positive regulation of peptidyl-serine phosphorylation; small GTPase-mediated signal transduction. Gene Ontology annotation, molecular function: guanyl-nucleotide exchange factor activity. NCBI's taxonomy places the organism in Eukaryota, Metazoa, Mollusca, Gastropoda, Aplysiida, Aplysiidae.
UGUGUCCCAUCCUGUGUGUCUCUCUCUCCCGGGGGUUCAGACACUCACACACAAGAUCUACGCCACACACGCACUUCGCGGUUUGCUCACUAGAGAUCUACGACCUGAUCUACGCCAGCGAGGCCGACAUCAAAGAGCUGGGCGUUAAACACAGCGCGCACCGGGCCAAGAUUGUCUCUAGUCUGCGCAUCUUGAGGGAGAAGUACGAGAAAGAGCGCCCAGUCCCCCGAUUACCCCGGGUCACGGAGGUCACUGGGGUCACGGGGGUCACGGAGGUCAGCCCAGCACCCCCCAGCCCUGGCGCUCCCGAGAGUCUCCAGAUUGAGCUGCAGAAAGAGCUGAGCGGAGACACGUCCCAGCUGACCAGCCGGCCCUGGUUCCACGGCAGUGUGUCCAGACAAGGCGCCGAGGCUCUGCUCCGAGAAGAGGGCGACUUCCUGGUGCGGAACAGCAUCUCCAAACCUGGGGACUUUGUCCUGACCUGUAAGUGGAACGGCGUCCCUCUCAGUUUUGUGAUAAACGCUGUGGUGAAUGAGGGCAUUCAGAGCAGAAUCGCGCCCGUGUCCUACCAGUUUGAGGAAGACGCGUUUUUCACCAUUCAGGAGCUCAUCUAUUUUUAUCAGCAUCGCCGGAAGCCGGUGACGAAAGCGUCUGGUGCAGUGUUGAAGAACGCCAUCCCCCGCUCUGUGCCUCUCUCCUACUACGCGGCACAGCUCAGAACUGGCGGGAAUUUCUCCCCGGAAGGCGACUACGCGCCGGCGCACACUCAGAAACAGAUCCCAUUCUUCAGCCCACUCGGAAGCCCCGCAGACAGCCCGGAGAUGAAUCGGCGCGGCCACAAGUGGACCGGAAGUCAGCCGGUUCUGAACGUUUCCGCCGAUCCCGAGGCCGAUUCCCACGACUUGAACAACAGCGCCAAACAGAAGCGGAACAGCCCCUCGUUCCUGGAGCGGUCCGACAGCCUGCCGCUCAUCAGCGUGACCUCUCCUGACGGACUCAUCAACGCGCCAUCGUCGUCCGUCCCCCGCAGCAGCCAGCAGUCCCCCACUCCCAUGGUCGUCCACAUGCGCUCGGGCAGCGCUCCCGUCUUGGGCCCGGAGAAGGAAUCAUCGUCGCGCGCGAUACAAACACGGAGACAAACGGGCAUCUCAACAAAGGGAAACUCGUUCAUCACGCCAGAUGGGAGAAUCAAACCCGCGUCUUCGGAGAGCGAGCUGACGAACCCACCACCCCCCAAGCCCAGCCGCACGCCGUCGAUCAAGUACAAGCAGAAGCCGGUGGUAGUGGUGAGGAAGGUGGACAUCGACGACGAUGACCGGGACUACUCGGACUACAGCCAGAUCAAGGAGGCUCCCAGCUGGCUGCGAGCCCCCGCCCCCGGUGCGCCCUCCCCCAAUAACAAGUCCUCCCCGGCCUUCCGCACAGACCAGCCGCAGCGAGGGAGGCGGGCGGCCCGACUUGUCGCCAACAGAAAACCCAACGUGGACAUGGAGGACGAGAGCCCGCCCUUGCCGCCAGGACGCGGCGGUCACUUCCAGAGUCCUGGUCAAGCCCUGGGUCUGAACUCUGGAUCGUCUGUGUCUUUCCCUGACCCUGACCUUGACCCUGAUCCGUCCGUGAUGAGGUACCGCGUGGUGGGGCGACGGCUCAGCGACCAGCGAUACACCAGCUCCAGAGACCAGGAGGAAGACAACGACUACGACAACAACUUCGGCGACUCUGACCAGAAAAUGUACAGGACUUUGCCCGUGAGGUCUGCUAAAGAAAAGGCGCGGCGAGCUCUGAAAGCUCAGGAGCAGAAUUCUAGGUCGGCGGGGAGGGAGAGGGUCGGCGAGGGGCUGUACUCAGGCCGAGCCAGCGUCAAACUGCCGUGUGACAGAGACCUGACUAGCGACGAGGUGGAGUACAUGAGGUGUCGCAACAUUACAACCCCGGUCAAACUGGAAGACAGCUCAAUACAGCCCGAGCAUUUCUCCUGUGGUCUGCUGCCUCAAGGGCACAAAGCCUUGGACCAGUCCGUUUUAUUGACCGUUAAAGCCAUGUUGUUAAGCAAAUCUCCCAAAACCGUAGCGCUUCAUUUGACAAAGUAUGAUCUAGAACUGAUGAAAAUAACGGACGAGAAAGAUUUAGGACUCGGUGUUGUGUCUGGACUCGAACUGCUGACGCUUCCGUCGGGGCAGCAGAUGCGGCAGGAUGUGAUAGAGCGCUGGGAGUGUCUGAGAAUGUUUGCCGAGCUGACCUUGUUGACCUCUCAAAGCAUCACGGAGAGAGCCAAGAUCCUGAGCCUGUGGAUCCAGACGUGCCUGGAGCUGAAGGCCACCGUAGGGAACCUCUUCAACUUCUCCGCCCUCAUGACCGCGCUGACGUCAGAGCAGAUCGGGCGACUGACGGACACCUGGCUCAUCCUGAGGCAGAACCACACGGCCAGCGCCUACAUCUUUGACACAAAACUUCGCCCGACGUUUGUAUCUCUCAACAACGGGACCAGCGACCUCCCGUUGAACAACGUCAGUAUUCCCCACGUCCUGCCCAUGUGCCAGAUGUUGGAGCUGAGCACGGCCUUGUCACGUGACCGCCUGUACUGGGAGCACGACCUUGACCCCGUGGCCGCCGCCAUUGACGUGUUUCUGGUGCACCUGGACACGGCGCGAGUCAUCGCCUCUCAAGUGCGCCUGUACCAAGCCAUGGCCUGCACUGUGCUGAGCAUGUUGAACUUUGACCCUGAGCUGCUGGAGGUGCUGUGCCCUGAGUUUCAUCUCCUCAUCAUGUGGGGGGAGAAGGGGUGGGGGGCCAACAGACUCGACCGGCUCAGCAAGCUGGAGCAGAUUUAUUCUUUGUUGUCGCAGAAAUACCAGAUGCCAGGCGAUGAUGGGACGGAGGUUUGACAUGACUGCUCGAUAUGUUGCCGGGUGGUUGGAGGGUGCUCUCGUGUGGUUUAUGCCUUCUGCUCGAGCUCGUUGUUCCUUCAUUUGAUCUACACUUCUGUCGGUGGAAUGACAAGUGCCUGGAGAAUAAUAAUUAUGGUUUAAUUAUGGCGUCGGUGGCCUAGUGGUUAGGCUCUCGGACUCGCAACCGUAAGGUCGUG